Prunus armeniaca (apricot) is the source of this 843-nucleotide messenger RNA. The record is from the annotation of a GenBank genome assembly. Lineage: Eukaryota; Viridiplantae; Streptophyta; Magnoliopsida; Rosales; Rosaceae.
AUGUCAUUUACCUAUGCUACUGCAAGACUCAGAGUCAAGAUAGAAAGAGAAACUCAUGCAUGCGAAUCGCGAUGUGCCUGUGGUCUAGAGCUUAUUGUUUUGGACAAAAGUUUUAAUGAGGAAAAGUGCUUUAAAUCAACUUCUACGGGUGCAGCUCAAUUAAGAGAAGCACUCCCUGUAGAGAAUACUUUUCCUGGAAUCCUUACUGGGUUUAGUGUGAUGGCUUCAAGAACUGCGACCAAAGACAUUAUCACUUUGCGUGGUUCCGCGGCUAUCGUCAGCGAGUUCUUCGGAUAUUCAGCGAACAGCAUUCUGUACAAUAGAGGAGUGUAUCCUGAAGAAAGCUUUGUAAAGGUGAAGAAAUAUGGGCUGCCCAUGUUGCUUACUCAAGAUGAAGGCCUCAAAUCCUUCAUCGCCAACCUAACUGCUCAGCUUUCUGAAUGGCUGGAAUCUGGCAAGUUACAGAGAGUUGUUCUGGUCAUACUGAGCAAGGCGACUAAUGAGGUUCUAGAGAGGUGGAACUUCAGCAUUGAGACUGACAAUGAGGUCGUUGAGAAGGGGGAGUCGAGGCAAAAGAGUGACAAGGAAAUCAUGAGGGAGAUUCAAGCAAUCAUGAGGCAGAUUGCUUCAAGCAUUACUUACUUGCCGUGCCUUGAUGAAGCCUGUGUGUUUGAUGUUUUGGCAUACACGGAUAAAGAUCUUGCAGUCCCAUUCACUUGGGUUGAAAGUGACCCCAAACUGAUUGCAAAUCCACAAAUUGUGAAAUUGCAUUCCUUUGACACCAAGAUACACAAGGUUGACACUCUAGUGUCCUACAAGAAUGACGAAUGGGAUGAGCAGUAG